Molecule: messenger RNA, 402 nt
Organism: Penicillium expansum
Lineage: Eukaryota; Fungi; Ascomycota; Eurotiomycetes; Eurotiales; Aspergillaceae
Gene: nctB
Product: negative cofactor 2 transcription regulator complex subunit NCB2
Exons: 3
Coding region: 1-402 (133 amino acids)
Biological process (GO): positive regulation of transcription by RNA polymerase II; RNA polymerase II preinitiation complex assembly; chromatin remodeling
Cellular component (GO): negative cofactor 2 complex
Molecular function (GO): core promoter sequence-specific DNA binding; TBP-class protein binding; protein heterodimerization activity
Source: RefSeq, a predicted model, not a curated record
AUGUCCGACAGAGAAUUCAAUUCGACGGUCCAGAAGAUUAUUACUGAGAUUUUACCACCUAGCUCCGGCCAAACCUUCUCCAAGGAUGCGCGCGACUUGCUGAUGGAAUGCUGUGUUGAAUUCAUCACCCUAAUCUCCUCCGAAGCAAACGAUAUCAGCGAGAAGGAGGCUAAGAAGACCAUCGCUUGUGAACAUGUGGAGAAGGCAUUACGGGAUCUCGGCUUCAGUGAUUAUAUCGGCGAUGUACUCGCCGUUGCCGAAGAACACAAGCAGCAGCUGAAGUCGCGAGAGAAGAAGCAGAGCAAGAUGGAACAAAGUGGUCUGACAGAAGAGGAGCUUCUACGGCAACAACAGGAGCUAUUCCGAUCAGCGACUGACAAAUACCAUGCUGUCCCGGAAUAG